This is a messenger RNA of Paraglomus brasilianum, 1614 nucleotides long. The record is from the annotation of a GenBank genome assembly. Lineage: Eukaryota; Fungi; Glomeromycota; Glomeromycetes; Paraglomerales; Paraglomeraceae.
AUGGUCCUCGACGAGGAAGACAUUUUUCUCGGCGCCACUACCACAGCUAGCUUUACCAAGGACAGCCCGCUAGUGGAAACAAACACAACAAGACGUAAUGAUAUAUUCUCCUCUGCGCUGGCUGGAUCUGGCGACCAGGAAUCUGUCAAGAAUGUCGUUGGAAUAUUUGUUAAUGUUGCUGAGCUCGACUUGCGAGGAGUUGAAUUUCAAGCCAUGCCUAGUGGCUUACACACUAUCAGUCAGGACGUAAUAUAUUUUGCGAGACCCCAUUACAAUGGCCUCGCAGCGUUUAAAAACCUUCCAUUAUUCGACCAAUCGAUAGACAGAGGUGCACGAAUGGCCUCUGUUGGUAUCGUUGUUUCUGCAACACCAGAGACUGGUCAAUGUGGACAGCCAUGGAGGCAUCUUGAUUUUCUAAAAAGUGAAGUCGGAAAGCGCGUCAAACAGUCGGGUGAUUACUCGAGCUUAAUGCAUUUUUACUCAAAAUGGGGGGUGCCGUUGAGCGAUUAUGAGCGAGAGGAGAACAGUGAUUCCGAAGAACCUACGCGUCGAGUGAUCGCGGAAGAGGGAACUCGAGGGAAUUUCGAAUUAAGAAAUCGUCUUAAUGGAUCGGAUACUACCGCCCUUGCCGAGCCUAUACGUAAUGCUGAUAUCAAACUUAUGGCUUCGCAUCCAGUGCGUGUUUUUGCAGACUUUGUUCGCCGUUGCGGACCUACGAUAUUCUUAUUAUGGAAAGCAGUGUUAUUAGGAAAACGGAUUCUUUUCUUCACAAAGCCUCCUGUUGAAGAAGCGUGUUAUGCCGUAUAUUGUACUUGUCUCGUUGGUAAUAUCCCUUCAAACGUAAACCGAUUGUUACCGAAACGCCCUGCAAAAACCAAACCAUUAUUCAAUAUUGGUGUCAGCGAUAUUCCGAUGCUCGAGUCGUUCGAGGGUGGUUAUGUUGCAUGCACGACCGACCGUAUAUUCCAACACAAGACCGGUCUCUAUGAUAUAAUGGUCAAUUUCGAUCCCACUCGACAACCGAGCGUAUCGUUAUCCGCGAAUUCUUCUCCUUCCAAGACUGUCUCUACACGAAUCAAUACUACCGACAUUUGUCGAUACCACUUGCUAUCAAGAUUGCUUACACGUUAUGAUCCAUUGAUUGAGGACGAUGAGGGUGAGAGUGGGCUGUUCACUUUGUUGAGUAAGAUACUUUGUGGAUGGAUUGGAGAUGAGCGAGAUGGUUAUAUAAGGCUUGAUGACAGCGAAUCAGAAAAUGUGGAUAGUUUCACUAUUAAUGAAAAUGGAGAGCGUCAACAAAUUGAGGUCGACAUCAUAAGAUAUUUCAAUACAUUGAAUGCAGAUUUGUUUAAUACACUUCGUUCAACACUCUCGUUGUCGGCGCGUGAGAAUGAUUUGGCUACCUAUUUGUACUCUAACCAUCUGAAUCAAUUACGCGUUAAUCCAAGGUAUGAUGGCGAGUUCGUAGAAGAGCUUGCAUCGUUGUAUUUUGACAGAGACGUCGAGGUGGUAGGCAAGCGUAGAAACUGGUUGAUGUAUUUGUAUGUUAGAAUGCUUGUUUUUCUUCAGCGUCUGUUUGAAUGGUCGAGCUCUCGGAGGUUAGACAGAGCUUGA